Molecule: messenger RNA, 1311 nt
Organism: Boeremia exigua
Lineage: Eukaryota; Fungi; Ascomycota; Dothideomycetes; Pleosporales; Didymellaceae
Exons: 3
Coding region: 184-1221 (345 amino acids)
Biological process (GO): regulation of DNA-templated transcription
Molecular function (GO): DNA-binding transcription factor activity
Source: RefSeq, a predicted model, not a curated record
AAACCAGCGUGCUGCCUAACCAAUCACAGAUGGUCAUUCUAGUGCUGUGCCGAUCAAAUCCGGUUAGCUUGACCGUAAGCAUAACGUUAUGGUCUCCGCAUCCCCUUAUAUCGCAUCACUUUGGUCUACUCCAACCUCCUCGUACACAUUACAUGUAUUGUUAAGCUCUGUUAACAUAACGAUAUGCCUGCAGAUCGCGUUCAAAAGAGACGUAGCGCCGGAGACGUGCCUGAUCUAGGCAACCCAGACAGGAAGAGGGUGCUCAAUGUGCUCGCACAGCGUCGAUACCGUCAACGACGCAAGGAGAAGAUAGCUUCGUUGGAAGCGCAAGCUAAAGAUCUCCAAAGUCUCGCUGAUCAUCGUUCAACGAGCAGCGAGGAUGCAUCACCGCCAACUGGACCGACCCUUGACAAGCCAGACCAGACCGGAGAACUCACUGUUAUGCCAUAUGAAGACGCGAUUCCAGACUUUGGCAUCCAAGGAGAUCUCUUCGACACAAACCUGGUGGAGUAUCUCAAUCCUUCUCUAGAUUUACCAACACCAUUACCAUCAACCCCAGAAUUCCUAGAUCUACAGUACAGUUCGUCUUCGUCCGAGUUUACCUUCCCCCUCACUGGCGACGCAGACUUACUGGCGAUGCCUGUCAUGAAUAUGCUCCAGGCACUUCUGUCAAUUGCAACUGCGUUGAAUGUGAGUGACAAGAUAUGGGACCCCUCCUACACGCACGUUAUGCCGGUAUCUGCAUCUUACCCCGCCUUUUUACCACCAAAUCUGCACCCUACCUCUGUACAGUUCACCAUCCCACAUCAUCCAACUCUUGAUCUGCUGCCCUGGCCGAGCAUGCGCGAGAAAUUGAUCCUAAUGCUAGCGAUGCCGAAUAAGUUGCGGCCGCCCAUCGCACAGGAAGAUGAUGGUCCUGGAUCAGAUACAGCAGAAAAAUGGUCGUGGUCGUCAUGCAAGCAGGGUGCAACACCAGCUGGCCAAUGCAAAGCCAUUGUUCAGCUUGUUCAAGACAUCGACGACUUGGAAGACGGCGGGGGUUUCAUAAUACACGGAAACUCGGUAGCUUUGGGACAAGGCAACGAGUAUGUCGAGGAGGCAUGGGAAGUAGGAGAAUCGUUUUACAGGAAGUGGUGGUUCUGCCUGGACAAAAAGAUCGUCGACCAGUCGAACAAGCGAAGGUUAGAGCGAGGUUUGAGGAGACUGAGGUUGACUGCUUGAUCAGAAUGCUCAAGACACGUUGUGCACGGGCACUUACCUUCCGAGCAGAUCAUUACUUAGGUAGUGCAAUCAAUUUCGAGGUGAACUUUA